Trichobilharzia szidati is the source of this 5429-nucleotide messenger RNA. Lineage: Eukaryota; Metazoa; Platyhelminthes; Trematoda; Strigeidida; Schistosomatidae. The record is from the annotation of a GenBank genome assembly.
AACAGGUAUUAAACAAGGGUAGAAAUAUUUAUGACGAAAAACAUUUUACUGGCUAAACUCUUGGUGUGAUAUUGAGAUAAAUAUUCAGAGUGAUCUUGAGUAUUUCAGUGCUCUUUCAAAUUUCGCCGUCAACUCUUUUUCCCUCUCUCUCUCUCUCAUUCUCACUGUCAGCCUGUUGACCUGCUCAUGUAGUGAUAGUGUGUUAAAAAUCGACAUUAGCAGCACAGUUCCAGUCAAAGUGUGUGUGUAGUCUUGCAUUUUCUCAUCAUUUUCAAAAUUAGAGAGAUGUGGAAAGAGUAUGUCAAUAUUUCGGAAUUUUUUAUCAUGUAUUUCCACUGAAAAUAUCACCUGGCCUUUUGUGAAUAAUCCUCUACGAACAGAUAAUAGUUAUCAUAGUAAUAAUAACAAUAAUAAUAAUUAUAAUACAUUUCCUAAAAAUUCAUGUAUUAUAUGCCAUGAAUCAGUAGAUACAUGUUUACGUAAUCAAUCAAGUAAAUGUCAUAGACACUCAUUUCGUCUACUGGAUACAACACGGAGAAAAAGUUUAAAAGCAAGUAAACAAUCCAUAGAAAGUCAGUAUAAAAUUAAAACAACACAACCAGAUACAAUGACAACAGUUUGUGCUACAGGUACAGAUCCAGUGAAUAUUCCUUUGAAUGAUAGUGAAAUCUAUGGUAUGACCAGCUCAUCUUAUCGACGCAGUAUAACUCAUCCAUAUGCCACCGGCACCACAACAGCAACAACUACUGCCACAAUGACAGCAAGUACAACUGAUACAAUUCCAACGAGUAUAAAUGAUCCUAUGGAUACAAAUCUGAAUGAUAAUUCUGUUGGACUACAUUGUUCCAAAUUAUUUUGUCGUUGGAUUGACUACUGUCCAUUUUUAUGGAGUCAAAAAUCAACAACAUCGACAGUAGUUCGGCAGAAAUCCUCCUCUGGUAAUAACAAUAAUAAUAAUACUAAUAAUGAAUGGAUGACGAUAACGACAACCUCAGCGCCAAUACCAGCGACAACAGCAGCGGCUAUUACAAUAACCCAAUCUCUGGAUACUGUACAUUAUCAGUCGGUGUUGCAAAGGGGACAACAACAACAACACCAGGAUAUUGAACAUCAGAUAGUUGAUAAGAAUAACAGUAAUAAUCGUGAUAAUGGUGAUCCAAUAGAUGAAAGAAUUGAAGAAUGUUAUAUUCCUGAGCCUGUAUUUAAUUUAUUUUUAUAUUUAGCACAAAAAGGUGUUUAUGCUAAAGAUUUAUUUCGACGACCUGGAAAUAUCGCUCAAAUAAAACAUAUUCUUCAACGUUUUGCAUCUAAUCAUACAAUCGACUGGAAAGACUACAAUAUACACACAGUAGCAACUGUAGCUAAACGUGUUCUAGUCAAUAUACCCAAUGGAUUGAUCGGUUUAAAAGGCGAGAAACAGCUUCUGCAAACCGCCCUACUAACACAACAAUUACAGCAACAGAGUGAUUCAAUUCAGGUGAAAACGAUUAAAAAGACGAGCCCGUCUUAUUUCUCCUAUCCAUCGACUAUCCGAAUCACUUCGAAAGAUGCUCCCCUCGAUCCUCCUCUGCAUCCUUCUCAUCCUAUUCAUCAUGAAACAGAUGAAUUCAUACAUGUCUCGAGUAUUCUACCCAUCUUAGAAUCACAAACAAAUGCUGGUAAUAAUGAUUCAAGUGAUAAUCAGACAACGAUUGCAACACCAACAACAGCAGAAUCUACUAGACAAUCACCUGAUCAAAUUGUCCGCCGUGCUGUUGUCAUUAGCAAUAUUCAAUCGAAUAAAUCAGAUGGAGUGAAUAUUAGUUUAUUAUUUUCAUAUGGUGCUAUACAACAAAUUUAUCAGCUGACGUCGAUCGAUUUAAAACGUGUACAAGUUUUUCAAAGCAUUUUAAAAGACUUGACUUCAGCGCAUCGACAACUGACAAUUAUCAUUUUUGGUAUUCUACAUCAGCUGGUCUUCAAUGCUGCAUUCAAUACAGCUAGUCAUUAUCAUAGUCCUUCACAACAGCAGCAACAGGAAACAGAGAAAGAUACUGAAGAAUUGCCGAAAAUUCCACUACUCAAGUUAGCUGAAGGUGUUGUGAAAUCAGUAGCUGGUUCAAUGUUCCACACGUGUACAUCCUCAAUUUUGCUAAUUGAUCAAACAACACAGGUCCUUCAAUCCUUGGUACUUUGUUUUCCUGUUAUUGAUAAAGAAUUUACACAAUUCUACUGGGAUGUUUUAAACAAUCGUUAUAAGCUGAGAAAAUCAAAACAAGCUAGUCGUGGUGUUUCAAAAUUGAAUAUUUCGAAACCAGUUUAUUCCAAGUCGGCUUGUUCAGCUCGUCUAAUCAGCGCUGCCGGUCGUUUAUUCUGCUUUGCAAGUGAUCACCACGGUAGCGAUAAUAAUAAUAACGCUAAUGUGACCAAUAGCUUUUCUCCCGGUUUCUCACCGUCCUCACCAGCAUCAUUAACAUCCUCUGUAAAACAUUUCUGUUUCCCAUUGAAAGAUUCAAAUCGACUACAAAAAUCUAAACAAUCACAACAGCAUCAAAUGCAUAGAGAAUCAUCUAUGGAGUCAACAUAUUAUCAGCAUAUUGAUAAAACUACAGUGGACCAAGAUAAACCUAUGGAGUCAAUGAUUGUUCAACCUGUCUAUUCAGUUACAUCAUCUGGACAUACAUCAGAUGUAGCAACAGCGGAAACUAAAGAUGUCAAAUAUUCUUCCUAUGCUAAAGCCGACGUUCAUGAAACAGGCAAAUUAUUAAAUAAUAAUAAUAAUAACAAUGGUGAAAUGAAUACAAGCUCUUAUUCUGUAGUAAAUCUACGACGUAAUCAAAGUCGUUAUAGAUCCUUACGUAGACGACAAAUGGAAAAUUUAAAUCGACGUGCUGAAUGGUUUCUACGACCAACAACAAUCCCAUCAUUGACUUUUACACCCGAUCGAUUGAAACAUUUAGAUGAAGAAAUAACAAUUUUCAGUAAUAAUCAUCAUCAUUCACAAACAGCAAUGUCGACCAUGUCACUACUAGAAAUGCAUCAUAAUAUGAAAGAACACUUGAGAACAAAUCUAUUUGUUAAUUCUGAUUUAGUUCAAGUGGUUAGUCCGCGAAUACUAUUCACCUCAUCCACUAGUGAUUUAAUUCAAACAGAUUUCAGUGUACAACCAACUGGACCAUGUGAAAAGUUGUCAGCAAGUGAAGAGUGUCGAACAAAACUGUGCCCGUCUUUAUCUCCUGUAUACGGGCAUAGUUUCAGUAGUCUAUUGAGUGUCCCUUCACCACCAGGACAAUAUUAUGUUGUUACACAGGCGGCGGGGAACACUUUAUUUCCACAUUCCAUAAAUAAUAAUAACAAUAAUCAUAUUGACUGUCAAUCAAAUAUGCUUAGUAAUUAUGAAGAUGAUAUGAGGACAAGGACAAGGACAACGACGCAUUCAUCAUUUCUUAUGCCAACUGUAUCACCGACCACGGCUUCAUCAAUUGAUCCGCUUAUCUGUCAUCAUCAUCGUAUACCAAAAUAUCCACUGCAAUAUGAUCGUAGUGAUCAGGUGAUCAGCAGAUCAGAUCUUCUACAGUCGACAAGUUAUGAAAGUUUUCCUAAUCUAACAUACCCUUCAUUGUUGCAUUCAAAUUUACCAGACAAGACAAGCAAAGAGAGUAAGAAUGGUAAAGUUAAAGAAGGCGAUCCUGUUCAUAUUCCUCCUACCCUACUUACCCCAACUACCAGGGGCGAUGAUAAUAAUAACACCAGGAAAACGUCAUGUCAUGCAAUCACUACAAAAUCGUCAGAUACACGUAGUUCUGAUUGGUCUAUCGACCAGCCAAUCUUCCUUCCAAGUGAAAAUUUACAUCGUCGACGAAGUAGUGCCUUGACUACAUUACAGUUACCUAAAAAAACAGAUCAACAAGGACAGCAACGACAACAGAAGUAGCAUUUAUUGUCAAAGGGUGUCGUUUUUCUUGUUGCUGUUGUCAUUGUCUGGGGAACAAUUAACUAAGUAAGUAAAUAAGAUCUAGUGCCGGCUGAUUUCCAACUCGCAAUGAGCUUCAUUCUCCAUUUUCGUCUAUUCCUUUGUUUGUUUGUUCAUUUGGUUUUAUAGUUCAGUCUUUAUUUAUUUUUCUGCGUAUCUUGUCUUUUAUUUCUUACCCCGCCUCCUGAGAAAAAAACACAAAAAAAUAACGAACACUGGUCCCCUGUUCCUUCUCACUGCGGGACCGGGCUCUUUUCUUCCCUCUUGUUAUGUCCGCAAUCUAUUCUCCACCGACGUAAACAGCUGGGUUCUACAUACAUAUAUAUAUAUAUAUAUAUAUAUUUAUAUAACAACAUAUGUCAUUUGUGGAAAAAAACGUGUAAUCGAAGCGUCUUUACUUUGUUUUUCUACUUCUUUUGCAUAUUUCCAUUUCUUCUACCAUAAUUUAAAUAACAUUCAGGUGUAUAGAGGAGAAAUACACUGAUUGUUUUAUAAGCAAACAUCACAGACGAUAGUGAGACGGAUAAAAACUCACUACCUGAUAUGGGUUCCUGUGUGCUUGUGUGUGUGUGUGCUAAUUUCUGAAAUUUCAUCAUUUUCGUUGUCACCUUCAUGUAAUAAUGCAAUCACUGAGUGCACAAGUAACUAUCAUAAUAGAAAUAAUAAUGACUUUUUCAUAUCACUUUACUUUACUAGUCUUGAAAUAAUAUUCCAAAGGUGUUAUUAAUAAUAAUAAUUAUUAUUAUUAUUGUUAUUACUAUUGAAGAAAAUAUAAUUGCAUUUAUUUAAAUUAAUAUUAGUGUUUUCUACUCUCGAUUCUAUCCUUAUUCUAAAACUUAUAUUGCCUUAUUAUUACUAUUAUCAUUCUUUUUUCAAUUGUGUCUAAUAAUAUUGUAAGCGUUUAUUUGUUGGUUUAAUUUUCGCGCGUUUUUUUCAACUAUUUACUUACAAUAGUUAAUUUAAACAAAAUGACCUUGAAAACUCUUGAAAUAUUGAAUAAAAAAAUAAACAAGAUAAUACAGGCAUAAUGUGCAAUUCGUGAUAAAAAGAAUGCGUCUUGGUUUUUUUUCUUUUUCUCCUCAGCUUCUUUUUAUAAUGUGAAUUGUGCCUAUAAUUAAUGAAUUAAUUUGUUUAUUUAUUUAUUUAUUUACUAAUUUAUUUAUUCAAUUCAAUGUUCAACAAUGUCACUUUUAGUUGUGUUUUCCAUUUUACUUUCUCUUUAUUUAUAUGUGUAUUUGUUAUUUGUCAGGAUUUGUGUGUUAGUGCGAAGGUUAAUCAACCUUCUUUUUCUCCUUCUGUUUUUCCUUCACUUUCUUGAUUUCUUUUUGAUUUAAUUUUAUUGAAAUUAUUGUUAAUUUCAAUAAUUUUUAGUGUAUUCUAUUAUCUGUAUUAAAAAAAUUGAAAUAAUAUGCAACACAAAGCGUUAAUAUACAUACAUAUACAUAUAUAUAUUUGUUAAAAAAUACAUUAGUCAUGU